Messenger RNA from Durio zibethinus, 1614 nucleotides. RefSeq names its product S-adenosylmethionine carrier 1, chloroplastic/mitochondrial-like. NCBI's taxonomy places the organism in Eukaryota, Viridiplantae, Streptophyta, Magnoliopsida, Malvales, Malvaceae. The record is from RefSeq and is a predicted model, not a curated record. Gene Ontology annotation, biological process: transmembrane transport.
CUUUUGAAAAACCUUAAACCCCAGUACUAGGAAACCUUGAUCAGUUGCUUCCUUUCUCCCUCGUUGCCCAUUCCGAAGAAGAAAGCAUCCGAUCCAUCCUUAGCUCUCUUGUUGAAAGUUGUAGAAUUGUAGCAACUGAAGCUGAUGGAUCCUCAAACGGUGUCGUCCAAUGUGUCAACUUCUCAGAAAAUCUCACCUGAUGGAUUGAGAUAUAAGAAACGUGGUACUCAGAAGGAAGGAAAGAGGUUGUUGGGUUCAGUUCGUGUAGGAGAUGAAAACCCGUUUGAUUUUUUUCGUGUUUUUUAUGAGAGUGUAAUAGCUGGAGCUACUGCUGGUGUUGUUGUGGAAGCAACUCUAUACCCAAUUGAUACAAUAAAAACCCGACUGCAGGCAGCCCGUGGUGGAGGGAAAAUUAUUUUAAAGGGUCUUUAUUCUGGAUUGGGUGGAAACCUUGCUGGGGUUUUGCCGGCUUCAGCUAUAUUUCUUGGUGUUUAUGAACCUGCAAAGCAGAAAUUGUUAAAGGCAUUCCCUGAAAACCUGAGUGCUUUUGCUCAUUUGACUGCAGGUGCUCUAGGAGGUGCUGCUUCUUCCCUUGUUCGAGUGCCAACAGAGGUUGUUAAGCAAAGGAUGCAAACUGGGCAAUUUUCUUCUGCCACUGCUGCUGUACGCCUUAUUGUUGCUAAAGAGGGUUUUAAAGGUCUAUAUGCGGGGUAUGGAUCCUUCUUAUUGAGAGAUUUGCCCUUUGAUGCCAUCCAGUUUUGCAUCUACGAACAACUCCGGAUAGGAUAUAAACGUGGAGCACAAAGAGACCUGAAUGAUCCUGAGAAUGCCAUACUUGGUGCUUUUGCUGGGGCUAUAACUGGAGCUGUAACAACUCCUCUUGAUGUGAUAAAAACUCGAUUAAUGGUCCAGGGGUCAGCAAAGCAGUACAAAGGGAUUUUUGACUGUGUAAGGACUAUAAUGAAAGAAGAAGGAAGUCAUGCUCUUUUGAAGGGCAUUGGACCAAGGGUAUUGUGGAUAGGUCUUGGUGGCUCAAUUUUCUUCGGUGUUCUUGAAAAGACAAAGCAAUUGCUUGCGGAACGGCACCCAGAAAAUCAGAAGUCAUUUUCUCUCAAGCAAAACUAACUUUUAUUGAUAGACCAGAUAUUACUUUCCUUUGCACAGAUAACUGGUAUCUUGUUAAAUUUCUCUAGUUUUUAUCUGUUACUUCAGAGUAUGUUUUAGUUAAAUUUCUUGAAGCUAUUCAGUGACUCUUUAUUUUCUGCUUUUGUCUUGUUGAGGUAUUCCCUAAGCUUGAGGGAGCUCUCUGUUGUUUUUGAAUGACAAAGUGAGCCUCUUGCAUUAGUCCCACAUGAGAUCUUUCUUUCGACAAAUAAUUUUCAAUAUGACUGUCACAAAUUUUCCUAUUAUGUUUUGCAAGGAUUGUUGAAGUGUGGGUUGAUUAGUGAAUACCGGAUGUUUAAUUAAAGAACAAUUGGAAAGUGUGGAUACUUCAGGGAUGGUUCAAGUAACUAACAAAAAGAGUAUGUGUUUCUCUUUAUGUAGUCUGAGUUCAAAUUAGCUUGUUGGAAACAAAAUAAUUUUUCACGAAGAAAUAAAUUUGCUUCAAUUAGC